Messenger RNA from Closterium sp. Naga37s-1, 1197 nucleotides. Lineage: Eukaryota; Viridiplantae; Streptophyta; Zygnematophyceae; Desmidiales; Closteriaceae. The record is from the annotation of a GenBank genome assembly.
AUGCGCUACGACCCGCUUACGACGCCUUACGCGGGUCGUCCCCGCACCGUCCACCGUGCUUCCAGGGCCUCUCUCUCCACCUCCAUCCGCCGCUUCCCCCCCUUCUCCCACUCUAGGUCGGGCACUCCCGCCGUCUCUCCUGCCUGCUCCCCCGCCGUCGCCCCCCUCUUUCCUGGUCCACCUCCCCGCGUUGUCGUUUCCGCGACCCCUCCGCCCCUUCCUGGUUCGACAGUGCCGUUUCCUCCAUCCCUGCUUUUUCAACCACCUUCUACCCCCCUCAACUCCCCUCUACCCCUCUCUACCCUUCUUUGCUCUGUUCUCCGCUGUCGUCCGCUCCCGCGCGCGUCCCGUCCGGGGUUCACUUUAAGCCCCACGCGCAUUGUUUCCCAUUCCUCCACGUUACUCCCCCCUCGCUCAGCCCCCCGCUUUCCCCCUCCUCGCCGCCCCCGCUUUCCUCCUUUCCGCCUCCCCGCCUUUCCCCAUCCUCGCACCACCUUGCGCAUCAACGCCUCGCCGCGUCCUUCGCUGCCCGCGAUCUCCCUCCCGUGCGUUGCUCCUUCUCUCGUUGCCUCCUCCGCGCUUCCCUCCUCCGUGCUUCCCGCUUCCUCGCUUCCCUCUUCCGCGCUUCUCCCCUCCGCACUUCCCUCCUCCGCGCGCCGCUCCUCCGCGCAUUUGCCUCGAUCGUUGCUGCUUUCAGAUCCGUCCACGUGGCAUACAUUUCCAUGUAGUGCAGCAACUCUCUCCUCCCUGCACACAACUAAUGUCUUUCUCCUCCCUUCUCCCCCACCCCUCCUCCCUCCCCUCUCUCCCCCACAUCCCUCCUUCCAUCUCCUCCCGUCCCCUUCCCCAUCAACAGUAUCAGCGCUCACGUCACUGUCUGACGUCACCAUCCUCCUCCCGCUCUCCCCCGAGGUCCUCUCCUUCAUGAGAACCGCCUUCUCCCCGGCCAAGCGAGAUCAAAUCCUCGCCUUCCACGUCAUCACCAAACGCUACUCCUACGUCAAUCUCACCACCCUCCCGGGCGGCACCGAGCUGGAAACUCUUGAAGGGAUGCCGCUGAUUAAACGAGGGCCGAAUUUUCAACCGCUGACGCUCUUUCAAGGGCGGGAACUCAGCCCUGUGCUGGACGCUGCAUUGGUACAGCAGCCACACUGCACGGGUAAGUAUCAACAACCUGGCAGCAACACGUCCCUGUAG